UUUGGUUUCAUCGAUCUUUGGGAAAUUCAUUGAGGCGUGUAUAUAACGGGGUAAAUUGUGUAUUUCAAACAGUAUUGAUAUCCCAGUACAUACCAAACAUGAAGUGUUUAAUUAUUGGUGUAGUGAUUUGUGUCCUAAUUGCUGGUAAUUUGUCAGCACCAGUAGAAGACGAAAUUGAAACAAGAUUCGAUGAACUGAGUAGAGAAGGAGCUGUGGAAGAAGUAAAGAUCGACAAAGAAGAAGGAACGAAAUUAGAAGAAUUGGAAGAAGAUAAUGUUGUGGAAGACGCUGACAAUGAUAGUCAUACCAGAGAAAGACGAUACGUAACAUGUAUCAUAGGAAAGAUACCAAUUGAGGGAGUUCAACUUAACGACGCUGCAUGUGCUGCAAAAUGUUAUACAAAGAAGAGACCUGGCGGAUAUUGUUCGCACGGAAGGUGUCAAUGUAGAUAGGAACCAAAGAUUUUUUAUGGCAACUAAGUUUCUUUUUUAAUUGUCUAUAAUAAUAUUUUCUAUAUUUCUUUAAUGUGUUAUACGUGUUCAAAUAAAUAAAAGUAAGUUAUUACAAAAACAAAA
Diabrotica virgifera virgifera (western corn rootworm) is the source of this 575-nucleotide messenger RNA. RefSeq names its product tenecin-1. Bases 99 to 452 code for a protein of 117 amino acids. Gene Ontology annotation, biological process: defense response. Lineage: Eukaryota; Metazoa; Arthropoda; Insecta; Coleoptera; Chrysomelidae. The transcript is spliced from 2 exons. The record is from RefSeq and is a predicted model, not a curated record.